Molecule: messenger RNA, 3980 nt
Organism: Drosophila obscura
Lineage: Eukaryota; Metazoa; Arthropoda; Insecta; Diptera; Drosophilidae
Product: phospholipid-transporting ATPase IF
Exons: 7
Coding region: 703-3942 (1079 amino acids)
Biological process (GO): phospholipid translocation
Cellular component (GO): endoplasmic reticulum; trans-Golgi network; plasma membrane
Molecular function (GO): ATP binding; ATP hydrolysis activity; ATPase-coupled intramembrane lipid carrier activity
Source: RefSeq, a predicted model, not a curated record
AGUCCAGAGCUCAACGGCCUUCAUUUAAUUUGGCAGCCCAUUGGAAACAGCUGCAAUGGGUGGUAAUCGCUCUGCUACUGCUACUGCUACUGAUUAGACCCGGCUAGUGCCCACCACCCCACCAGAUAUCAAGCGGAUUUGAUAUGAGAAUCUUAAGUAGCCGCCAGAUAAUUCUAAUCAAUUUUGGAAUGGUACCAAAAGGCUGUUAGGCAGCGAAGAAAAGCAAAAAACAAAAAAAAAGUGUUUGUGGGGGUAUCGUGUAAAUUACGUAAAGGAUUUAUAGGAACGAAAAACUACAAGCAAUUUACGUACCGUACCCAAGCUGAUACUCUAUCUGCUUCGAUAUACUAUCAGCUGAAGUUUAUUAAAUUCAAAUCCAUUCUUUGACAUGAAAGAGUGAUGCAGGAGGAGAAUCUAAUCGAAAGAUAGACAGAUACUCCACAAGUAGUGGGGGCUAACACUUGACUCCAAAGGCGUACAGCUAUCUGAGUAUUUAUUUUGUCAGCGGAAAUACAAAUCAAAUCAAUAAAAAACAACAUACAAAUGGAUUGAACAGCCUCUUCUGACAGUCCACUUACUUGCACUCUCUUUCUUGUGCCCCAGAAGGUGGAACGCGUGCGCACGCACCCUCAAGUCGAACGUUUAUAAUGAACUAAACUUAAUAGGCCUAUGCAUAGGAUAGAAUAUUAAAUAGCUGUUGACAUGGGUGCAUCAUCCAGGGAGAAGCUCGCCGAUGCGCAGCGCAUACACAUCGGUGGGUGUGGCGGUGGGCAGCAGGGCAAGCGGCAGCCCCUCAAUCGUGUGACAACCACCAAAUACAAUUGGCUAACAUUUCUGCCACUCAACUUUUACGAGCAGUUCCGCCGUGCCGUUUACUUUUACUUUCUAAUCAUCACCAUUGUCUCGUUCUUCGUGAAUGACACGAUAUCCCCGCUGGUCUCAUUGAUCCCAUUGCUGUUUGUGAUGGUUAUAACCGCCCUAAAGGAGGGCCUGGAGGAUCUAUCGCGCUCAAGGAGUGACAAAACUGUCAAUACAGCCAGAGUCACCGUCAUUCGCAAUGGCCAGGAGCAGUGCAUCGACUCUCAGUUCAUUGUGCCCGGCGAUCUUGUGGUUGUCAGCAGCAAUGGCGACUUGCCCUGCGACCUGGUGCUCCUGCAGUCAUCGAGCACGGACAACAAGUGCCGCAUUACCACCGCCAAUUUGGACGGGGAGACCAAUUUGAAGACCAUCUUUGCCCCCAGCAACUACACGCUCGCCAUGGGGGGCUGCAUUGUGUGCGAGGCACCCACACCGGAUCUCUACAGCUUCAAUGGGCGCCUGGAACUGAAGCAGGAGAGUGAUGCCAAUGCCGAUGCCGAUGCCGAUGCCGAAGCACUGCCGCUGACUCUUGAGAAUCUGCUGCUGCGUGGUGUACGUGUCAGGGACACCGAGAGGAUUGUGGGCUGUGCCAUCUACACGGGCAUGCACACCAAACUGCAGCUGAAUAGCCGCUACACGGGCAACAAGUCCGCCUCCAGCGAGCAGUACAUCAACAGGUUUAUGGUGGCCCUCAUACUCGGCAUGAUCGUCGUUGUGGUGAUCCUCUACAUGAUUGAGCGGCAGCAGGAGGCCAAGGUGGUGCCCACAAUGCCCCACCUGGGACCAGUGCCGAACUUCAAUGCGUUCUGGCAAAUCUUCGAGGACUUUCUGUCCUUUCUGCUGCUGUUCAACUACAUGGUGCCGAUAUCCGCCUACAUGAACAUCGAACUAUAUCGCAUAGCCGGCGCCCACUUUAUGCAGUCCGAUCUGCAGCUGUAUGACGAGGAAACCGAUCAGCCCUGCCAGGUGAACGCCUCCAAUUUGAACGAGGAGCUGGGACAGGUCAAUAUUCUGUUCUCGGACAAGACCGGCACCCUGACCAAGAACCUCAUGCAUUUUCUCAAAUGCUAUGUGGCUGGCCGGGAUUACCAACUGCAGGGCACACAGCUCUACUCGCCCGCCUCCGAUGAGACGUUCGCGCUGGAUGUGCUGGAGACGCAGGCCAGCCAGUUCUUUGAGGCUCUGACCAUUUGCCAUACGGUGGAACUGCUGCCGCCAGGUGAGGGCGGCUCACCCGAAGCCGCAUUGUCGGAGAAGAGCCGCCUAAUGUCCACCGGCGAUGUGGUGGGCCGCUAUCAGGCCUCCAGUCCCGACGAGAAGGCCCUGCUGGAGGGCUGUGCCCAUUUGGGUUUGGUCUACGAGGGCUGCCACAGCAAUCAGCUGCGCAUACGUCGCCAUCCCACUGGCGAGCAGCUGCAAUACGAGCGGCUGCAUGUGCUCGAAUUCAGCUCGGAACGUAAGCGGAUGAGUGUCAUUGUGCGCGAUGGCCAGGGCCACAUUUGGCUGUACAGCAAGGGGGCCGAAAGCAUCAUCUUUCCGCGCUGCAGCCACAGUCCGGAACUGGCACGCACCGACGCCCAGAUCACGGCCUAUGCCCGGCAGGGCUUGCGCACGCUGGCCGUGGCCAGGCGCAGCCUCACCGAGCAGGCAUACGCCAGCUUCAUGGCCCAGUACAGGCAUGCAAAUACCCAGCUGACGGACAGAACCAACCUCAUAGCAGAGUGCUACGAGACUGUGGAAAUUGAACUGGAACUGCUUGGCGCCACUGCCUUGGAGGAUGCCCUGCAGGACAAUGUGGGCGAGACUUUGGUUGCCUUGAGGGCUGCUGGCCUACAGAUCUGGGUACUCACCGGCGACAAGGUGGAGACUGCCUUCAACAUUGGCCUCGCCUGCCAGCACAUACCGCCAGGCGCCAGGGUGCACUAUAUGGUGGAUGUGCCCCAGCCCACAGAGCUGCUCCUAAGACUCAGCGAGAUUGAUGCCGCCAUCGGCAGGAACGCUUCCGCCCAGGAAGCGCUGGUGAUCGAUGGCGCCACAGUGGCCGCGCUGCUGACACACUCGCCCAAACAGUUCGCCGAUGUGGCGCUCAAAUGUCGUGCCGUACUCUGCUGUCGCCUCAGUCCGUUGCAAAAGAGCGAAAUUGUGACACUUAUCAAGCGACGGCAGAGGAACCACAUUACAGCGGCCAUUGGCGAUGGUGCGAACGAUGUGUCCAUGAUACAGGAGGCGCACAUUGGCAUUGGCAUCAGCGGCCGUGAGGGAAAGCAGGCGGCACGCUGUGCUGACUAUGCGAUAGCCAAGUUCGAGAUGCUGCAGCGACUGCUGCUCGUCCAUGGGCACUACAAUUCGGAGCGCUUGGCCUUUCUGGUGCUGUUCUAUUGCUACAAGAAUAUCAUCAUAACGGGUUGCAUGGCCCUGUUUCAGGUGUACGAUCUGUAUUCGGCCACCAAUGUGUACAACUCGCUUUUUCUAUGGCUCUUUGACAUUGUCUAUAUAUCGUUUAGUUUUACCAUUUUGGCCAUAUCCGAUAAGCCAUACAGCGAAGAGACGCUGCUCAGAUAUCCGGAACUGUACAAGCGACUGUCGCACAACAGGCAGACAUCGUGGGGCAUUUUCAGCAUGUGGAUACUGAAUGGUGCCAUCCAGUGUCUGAUUAUAUUCUACUUUGCCUAUGCCGUACUCAAUGAUGAUAAUGUCGUCUAUAAUGUGGGACAAACGGCGGGCUUUCAGACCUUUGGCUGCAUGCUCAUAACCAUCAUUGUGAUUGUGGGCAACCUGAAGCUGCUGCUGGUGGCCCGCUAUCUCACCUACUUGAACUUUGCCAUUAUUUUGGGCUCCAUUGGCGCCUUUAUGCUGACAACGUAUCUCUACAAUCUGCUGACUAGCUCGGAGCUCUAUUUGGUCUACAAUCUGCUGCUGGGCUCCCUGCCCAUUUGGCUGUAUACGAUCAUAUGCUCGGUGAGCUGUUUGCUGCCCGAUUUCACCAUGAAGGUCGUUAAGGAUAUGCUCAGGCAACCGACGCCACUCGACACCCAAAAGCGAGAACCGAGUGAAGGCCACAAGCCGAAAGGUGCGAGUGUCUGAGAAAUUAUUAUUAAAAGAAUAAAUAACAAGAAGAAAAA